This is a messenger RNA of Stegostoma tigrinum, 4809 nucleotides long. RefSeq names its product 1-phosphatidylinositol 4,5-bisphosphate phosphodiesterase delta-3-like. Lineage: Eukaryota; Metazoa; Chordata; Chondrichthyes; Orectolobiformes; Stegostomatidae. The transcript has 14 exons. Gene Ontology annotation, biological process: intracellular signal transduction; lipid metabolic process. Gene Ontology annotation, molecular function: calcium ion binding; phosphatidylinositol-4,5-bisphosphate phospholipase C activity. Bases 354 to 2684 code for a protein of 776 amino acids. The record is from RefSeq and is a predicted model, not a curated record.
GUUUUACCACGUUUGACAACGACCCCUUUCCUUAUAUAGAGGGUGAAAGUCACAUGAGUUGAAUUCCUGGAUUAUAAACGAAGGGUCAGCGAGAAGAAGCUGAAGCCAGGCUCCAGCUUCAGGCGAAGGGGAGGAGAGUGUGUGGAAGGGCAGGGUAGCUAGAUACUGAGCAGAGAGAAAGUUCUCAAGCUGCAGGAACCGAGCCAGGGGCCAGCAAGGCGUGAACAUACAGACAGACAGACAGACAGAGACUGCAGCCCAUCCCAGGCCGGUAGAGGCCGGCUCUGUGUCCCAGGCUCGGAGCUCAGCAAUCCCCGGGAGUGAGCAGAAAGGCGGCGGGGACAAAGCAGACCAUGAUCGGCACCAGAUCCAGGGGCACGGAGCUCUCGGCGCCGGAUCACAAUAAACUCGCUCUGAAAGCCUUCAGGAAAGUCGGAUUGCAGGAUGAUGAAGAUGUAAAAUUCAUGUUAAUGGGCAGUAAGUUAAAAAAAAUCAAGUCUGGGACCUGGAAGAAAAAUCGACGGUUGAAACUGCAGGAGGAUGGACUUUCCAUUUGGUGUGAGUCCAGGAAUAAGGCACCCACCUUCUCAGUUAUGGAUAUCCGAGACAUCCAAGAGGGCCAUCGCUCAGAGGUGAUGAAGAAACAUGGCAGCAGCUUCUCGGAGAAACGGUGCUUCACUAUCACAUUCACAAGCAGUCGUACAAACCUGGAUCUGGUGGCAGAGUCGGAGGAGGAAGGGAGACGAUGGGUUCAAGGACUGAAAAAACUUAUCAACAGAGUGGAAACCAUGAGCCAGCGAGAAAAAAUUGAACACUUGAUCCAUCAGCAUCUUGAAAAGGCAGACAAAAACAAUGACAACAAGAUCAGCUUCAAGGAAGUGAAAAAUCUACUGAAAAUGAUCAAUCUCAAAGUCGAUGAUGAUUUUGUCAACUCCCUCUUCCAGCAAUGUGAUAAAUCCAAAACAAACACUUUGGAGGAGCAUGAGAUCGAGGAGUUCUGCAAUCUCCUGAUGCAAAGACCAGAGUUGGAUGAGAUCUUUCAGCAUUUCUCAGGACAGGGACAGUGGCUGACUGUUUGUGAGGUGGAAAAUUUCUUGAAGGAACAGAAGGAGGCAUCAACAGCUGUAACCUGUUUGAGCAUCAUGCAGAAGUACGGAUUUAAUGAUAAUGCCAAACAGAACCAGUUUUUGACCCAGGAUGGCUUCAUGAUGUACCUGCUUUCUCCUGAUGGGGAUGUGUUUAACUCAGACCAUGACAAGGUUUAUCAGGACAUGACCCAGCCACUUGGUCACUACUUCAUUUCAACUUCCCAUAACACCUAUCUGAUGGAAGACCAGCUGGGAGGGCCAAGCAGUACUGAGGCAUAUAUUAGAGCCCUUCUGAGAGGCUGCCGCUGUGUGGAGCUAGACUGCUGGGAAGGACCAAAUGGGGAACCAAUCAUCUACCACGGACAUACAUUCACCUCAAAAAUCCUGUUCAAAGACGUUAUCCGAACCAUCCGGGAUUAUGCCUUCACGGUCUCUCCGUAUCCCGUCAUUCUGUCCCUGGAGAAUCACUGUGGAGUGGAGCAACAGACAGUCAUGGCCCGGCAUUUAAAGGACAUCCUCGGUGAAAUGCUGGUAACUGCACCACUCGAUGGCAAAAUCCUGAGUGAACUUCCGUCACCCGAGCGACUGAAGAGAAAGAUUCUAAUAAGGGGGAAGAAACUACAGAGUUCUGAGUCCACCCCAGAACAGUUGGAGGAAAUCACCGAUGAAUAUGAAGAAGAGAGUGUGAAAAAUGAAAAGAAAAACAGAAAGAAACUGACCAGUGAGCUGUCAGAAUUGGUGAUUUACUGCCAAAGCACUCCCUUCCAAAGUUUUGAGCAGACUUGGAGCAGGCAAGCAGCACACGAGACAUCCUCAUUCUCUGAAACCAAGGCCAAGAAACUGAUUGCUGAGAAUGGGCCAACUUUUGUCCUUCACAACACAUUGCAGCUAUCCAAGGUCUAUCCAUUGGGCUCACGGAUACAUUCUUCCAACUUCAAUCCUCAGGAGAUGUGGAACGCUGGUUGUCAGCUAGUGGCGCUGAAUUUCCAGAAACCUGGAAUGGAAAUGGAUCUAAACAAAGGGAAGUUCCGACAGAAUGGGCGGUCUGGCUACAUCCUGAAGCCCAGUUUCAUGAGGGACGCAUCCGUUCGGUUUGAUCCUUCAUGGCCACUGUCGGGAGCAGGUCUCGACAGAAAACAACUGAUCAUCAAUAUUAUUACAGCUCAACAGCUCCCCAAAGUGAAUAAGGAUAAAAAGAAUUCCAUUGUGGAUCCUCUGGUGCGUGUGGAGGUGCACGGAGUUCCUGAUGAUAACAGCAUGCAAAAGACCCGCUAUAUCGAAAAUAACGGAUUUAAUCCAGUCUGGAACGAAGUGCUCCAAUUUACCAUCAGUGUGCCCGAGCUCGCUCUCAUACGGUUUAUUGUUGAAGAUUAUGACACAGCCUCCAGCAAUGACUUCAUUGGACAGUUUACACUCCCAUUCACCAGUGUGAAAGAAGGUAGGCAUCACUUUACCCCCUUAACUGCCCUUUGCCUCCGCGUCACCCUUUGUUCUCCCACAGUGCCUUCUUUACCUGACAUUAUGCCCUCCCCACUCCCAACAUUAUUCCUGUUCCCAACGAUGUCCCUGACUACCACUGACUCUCUAAUGGUGUGAAUACUUCAAUCUGCAGGACCCUACUAUUUAUUUUUGAAGAAAAAUAAGCAGCAGCCAUUAAAACAGCAAAAAGGAGAAAACCAAAAGUAGAGAAGCUCUGCCUGGCAACAAGAUCCUUUUCUCUAUUAGCAAUUAUUAACAGAACGUAAGGCUGCAUAGUAAAGAUAGAAAGCAGGUAUUUGAGCAUGGAUUGAGAUUCCAGUAACUUUCUGUCAGGAUUUUAGCUUUGGUACAAACAAUCAUACAUUAAAAUUGACAAUUGGUCUGAAUUGUGCACGAUUGAACAUCUGUUGUAUAUAAUGGUGACCUGAAAGUAUCAUAAUUUGCAACAGCCAAACACUCAAGGCACAUGAUAUAUAUCCAUCAACAGCCUAUUAUAGAAUGAAGCUACACAACCGAGUUGAGAUCAUUGUCUAUCUACCAAAGUGUCAUCUUACUGCAUUGCAAUAAUGUAUCUAUGUACAUCCUAACGCAUAUUUACCACUACACAUCACACCAUGUGACACUUCAGUAUAAGAGGCCUCCUGCUUACUCUCUUCUAUAGUAAUUAGACAGUCAGCCAGUUCACUAAUAAAUAAUAAUCUAAAUAAGCAUAAUACUCAGACUAUAUAAGUCUGAGGUGUCAUAUUAUUGUACACAAUCGGUUGUUAAUAAACUUCCUGCUAGCUGUCUUAUAAGAACUUGAAUUUAUGUACCUGUUACAUGGGCUAACAUAUAGAAAACCCCAUCAGAUCAUGUGCUAUCUCUCUUUGUCCAUUACAUCCCAGUGAUGCCCAGCUUCCUGGUAAUGAGCCUCUGGGAAAAACACCAAGGUGUUUGGAAUGCCAGAAUAAAAGUCUUUCUACAAGAGCACAGCACAAAUUAGCAGGAAUGCUCUCUCACCCCAUUCUGUGCCUGUGUGGGACUAUUUGUUAAGUCAGAGUCUCCAUCAGGUCUUGGAGACUAAUUUGCCAUUCUGAGAGACUUCUGCCCAGAGUGGGAAGUUGGACAAAUUAACAGCUUUACCUUAAUUUUGCAAUUGGUUAAAAUUUAGCUGAGGUGCAGCUAAUGCUGUGCAAAGUUACCACAAAGAUUAUUAACAUGGAAAGUGGUCUAUGUGGAUAGCACUCAGGAGAUAACCAGGCACCGUUGUUGCUCCUCUGCAAUCUGCAGCCCAGUUAACGUCAGUUUGUGUUUUUACCCACAGGUUAUCGACACAUCCACCUGUUGUCCAAAGACUCUGCCUCUCUGUCACCAGCAACUCUCUUUAUCCGGAUAAGGAUUAAGCAUUUAUAGUGUCGAGUGAGCGACCCACUCACAGUCUGUCUGUGUGGCAUGAACUAUUACUGUGACCCACUCUGCCCUUCCUUGCCCAGUGCCAACCAGCGAGCUAGCAAGUCCAGGGAGAAUACACAUGAAGAUUGGAGACUGGAAUUAAAAUGAUAUUGCCUUUGUGUCAGUGGGUCCGGUGUACAGAAGAAAUGUAAAAGGUUAACAUGACAGAGUUAAUGUUUUAAAUUAAGUGUACAUUAGUAGAUUAGAAUGAUGGGUACUGUAUUUUUAUAAAAUAAUUUUUACAUCAAUGAUGCAGAGCUGGAAAACUCCCUCAGUUCGCAACAAUAACAUUUUUGCCUUUUAUUCAGGAAUUGGAAGCUCAAUGUUUGUAUAACAACUUUUGUAUAAUCACUAAUUGUACUUUAGAUUCCAAAAUGUUGAUUAUGAUUCUGGUAAAUCCAAUCUCUUCGCUCAUGAAUCACAUAUGUCCUUUGUGAAGUGUAGUGCCCUGAACUGCUCAGUGACUCCAGGUGUGGCCUAAGCAGGACUUUGUAUAAUCUUCAAACCCCUUGUGUUCUCAUUCCCGAGAUUUAAAGGCCAGUGUUGCAUUAGCCUUUGGAUCAUUUCUGUACCUGUUUGUGACAUUUUAAAGAUCAAUUUACAAGGACCUCAAAAUCUUCGUGAACUUUCACUGUUUCUAGUUUUCUAACAUUUACAAAGUCAAGUUUAGAAUUUGGUGAGUUGCUCCUUUUCAGCCAACGUAAGACAUGAUGGACUGUGCAGCUCCUAUCUGUUCUAUAAAUGUUCCAGGAUUCAAUAGAAUGUGAGCACAAGUUGCACUGUUUAAGCCCAUGUUUACCUGAACAUAAAU